GACCUGAGCACCGAAAGGACGAGAAUCUGAAACAUACGCGAGAAAUUGCGAAGAAAGACAAUCUAUUUACUGCUCUCUCACGGACGCGACAAGUUAGCGAAGAUGUUCAAGCUCCUGUUCUGCAUCGUAAUCUUGGCAGGCAUAGCCGUUCAGGAAAACGCGGCUGCCGGCUCCUGUCGAAAUGCGAAUUGGUGGUCAAGUUUUGACCGAACUGGUUGGUCCAAAUGUCCUUCCACAUUGCCUUAUAUACGUGGUUUGUACAGGAAUAAAGCGUCGAGACCUAACCAUGAUUGGAUAUACCUCCUUGAAGAAGCGAGUUGUUGUGAUGGUGGUAAACCAAAUGCUCAAUGUGUACAAGCCAAUUGGGCGCGCAGUUUUGACAGACAGCGUACUUGGAACCUAUGCCCAACAGGAUAUUACCUCUCCGGACUUUAUCGCUCACAUGGCCAUAACCUACACAAUAUUGAGCAUGCGUGGUGCUGCAAACCUCGUGGAGCCCCGAAUUCUUACAAAUCAUGCUACAAUGAAAAUGUUGUGACGAAAUUUGACUGGAAUCGUAAGGGCAUGGUGUCGUGCACAAGAGCCGGUCACUACAUCACGGGUCUUUACAGAUCUACUUGUAACUACAUGUAUUGUAUUGAAUAUUUCAAAUGCUGUCAAAUGCAGCAGACCGCUGGUUCGAAUUCAGCCACAUGCAGUGCAACAGGUGACCCACACUAUCGAACCUUUGAUGGAAGACUUAUCCACUUCCAAGGCGAAUGCCAAUAUGUCUUGGCAAAAGAUGUGAACAACCAAUUUUCGGUGCUUGGCAAGAACAGGAAGUGUGGAAAUAAGGUUUCAUGCACAAAUGAGGUCACAGUGAAAGUGAAAAAUCUUGUUAUCGUUAUCAAACGCGGUGGAACCGUUACUGUCUUCGGAGUGGUCAAAAGAUUACCAUACUCCAAUCAAGGUGUGAACAUCAAGAGAGUUGGAAAUAAGGUCCUAGUGACGACAGAUGUUGGUUUAACGGUGAAUUACGAUUGCGUCUAUAACGUUUAUAUCACAGUUGCUGCAAAAUAUCGUGGGAAAACACGCGGAAUUUGCGGAAACUUUAAUGGCAACCCGAACGAUCUCCUCAAAUCUGACAACCGAGUGACUGGAAAUGAUCAAGAGUUUGCAAACUCCUGGAAAAUUGACAAAUCAUGCCCUGAUUCGCGUCCACCCAUAAAUCCUUGCACGACGGCUGGCGCUCAAGCCCAUGUAGCAAAGACGAAAUGUGCUUUACUGAAACAAGCUCCUUUCUCGGCUUGCCACAACCAUGUGAACGUUAACUCAGGUUUCAUCCAGGAUUGCGAGUUUGAUGUUUGUGCUUGCAAAACCAAUCCUUUGGCGUGCGUAUGUGAAGAAUACUCUGCUUACGUUACCACUUGUGGUUAUGCCGGAGUCAACAUCCAGUGGAAACAUCUUGCACAAUUCCGUCAUUGUGGCUCGGCAUGUGCCUCCGCUCCGUGUUUGAAUGGUGGUGUUUGCAAUAAUCAUGGAAGCAGUUUUAAAUGUACAUGUCCUGAAGAUUACCACGGUGACCGCUGCCAAACAGAAGUUCAGGCAACAUGCAGUGCCACGGGUGACCCGCAUUACAGAACUUUUGAUGGAAAGACAUAUAAUUUCAUGGGACAAUGUGAAUAUGUAUUGGCCAAAGAUACAGAAAACAAGUUUGUUGUGUUGGCAAAGAACAAACCAUGCGGUAGCUUGUCUCAAAAAGUAACGUGUACAUUCAGUGUAACUGUUAAAGUGAAAGGAUUGGAAAUUAAACUACUUCGCGGAGGACUGGUUCAAAUAUCUGGAAAACAUACGAAUUUGCCUUACAAUAAUCAAGGUGUGAAGAUUGUAAAACACGGUCUAAAAACUGUCAGAGUAACAACAGAUAUUGGAUUAAACGUACAAUUUGAUGGAGUGUACAAUGUCUUUGUCACAGUGUUUGGUCGAUACAAAGGGAAAACGCUUGGACUGUGUGGAACAUUCAACGGAAACAAAAACGACGACUUUAAAAAACCUAACAACCAGAUAACCACGAACGCGCAAGAUUUUGGAAUAUCUUGGAAAGUCGACCAAAACUGUCGUGAUGGCGGACCUGUCGGGAAUCCGUGUCAAAACGCCGGUGCUACAGCUCAAGAAGCCAAGAAGAAAUGUGCCGUGAUGAGAGGACUUCCGUUCUCACCUUGUAACAAUCUUAUAAAGGUGGACUCAGGAUUUAUCCAGGAUUGUGAAUAUGAUGUCUGUGCUUGUAAGGGACAUCCUCUCUCGUGUUUGUGCGAAGAAUAUGCAGCUUACGUUGACACCUGCGCAUUGGCUGGUGUAAAUAUCAAGUGGAGGCACUUGACGCAGUUCCGUGAAUGCCAGACUCCUUGCGCUUACGCUCCUUGUUUGAAUGGUGGUACCUGUACUAACGCUGGUCAAUCUUAUCGAUGUACCUGCCCAGCCGGAUUCAAAGGUUCUCGUUGUGAAACUGAAGAAACAGCAAAAUGUAGUGCUACAGGAGAUCCUCAUUACCUCACAUUCGAUGGUAGACGAUACGACUUUAUGGGAGUCUGUGAAUAUGUGCUUUCAAAGGACGUGAACAACAAUUUCCUUGUCUUAACCAAGAACGAGCGCUGCAACGGCCAUCGUUUCAGCUGUGUUUUAUCCGUCAGUGUAACAAUAAAGGGGUUGAAGAUUAAAAUAACAAGAGGAGGUCAUUUUACAGUGUUUGGUAUUCGUAAAAACGCACCCUACAGAAAUCAAGGUGUGAUAAUAACGAAGGAAGGCCUAAGAACUAUAAAAAUCCAAUCUGAUAUUGGCGUCUCAGUACGUUAUGACGGAGUUUAUAAUGUUUUUGUCACGGUGUCUGCACGAUACAAGGGAAAGACAGCUGGUCUUUGCGGGAACUACAAUGGUAAUGCCAACGAUGAGUUCAUAGACGUGAACUUCCGGCGUAGCGCCAGCAUCCUUCAUUUCGCUGAUUCGUGGAAAGUGGACCGAAGCUGUCCAAAUUCAAAACCAUCACCCAACCCUUGUCCUACUGCAAGCAAUGUCGCUCAGCAGGCAAAGAAGAAAUGCCAGUUACUGAAACAGCAGCCAUUUGCAAAGUGCCACAAUGCAGUGCAUCAGGAUGCGGGCUUUAUCAAAGAUUGCGAAUUUGAUGUUUGUGCUUGUAAUAAUCAUCCAUCCUCAUGUCUGUGUGAAGAAUUUGCUGCCUAUGCAACAUCGUGUUCCCUAGCUGGAGUUCCUAUUUCCUGGAAAAAUCUUCCUCAAUUUGCAGAGUGCAAUGCUCCAUGUGCAUCAGGUCCAUGCAGAAAUGGCGCUAUCUGUACAAACAAAGGCAAAGACUACAGCUGCGCUUGCGCUGCAGGGUACAGUGGAAAUCAAUGUGAAACACGAACUUGCACGAAUCCUAAAGCAUUAGGAAUGGAAAGUGGAAAGAUCCCAGAUUCACGAAUAACUGCAUCUUCGGAAUGGGAUUCCAACCACGGCGCAACCAAUGCGCGGUUAAAUUUCGCUAAGAAUUCUGGAUCAUGGUCGUCAAGAUAUAAUAACCAAAACCAAUGGCUGCAGGUUGAUUUCAAAUUCCGUGCUACAAUUACCGAUAUUUUGACUCAAGGCCGUGGCAGGCACAACCAAUGGGUACGAAGCUACACUGUUUCAUACUCUGAUGAUGGUCAUAAUUUCAAACCCUACCAAAGAAGCGGUCAUGAUAAGGUAUUCGUAGCGAACGUUAACCUUAAAAGCAUCGUGAAAAACACUCUCCACCCUGUUAUCGUGGCUCGUUUCAUCCGAAUCCAUCCUAAAACAUGGCAGGGUCAUAUUUCCAUGCGAGUUGAAUUCAACGGAUGCUUUGAAGGCCAACCAUGUGCAGCAGAACCAUGCCUUCAUGAGGGAAAUUGUGACAACGUUGGCGGAAAAGUUGUGUGCUCGUGUCUUGCCGGGUAUUACGGGAAUAGAUGUGAACAAAAAGAAUGCAAGAAUGCUGUACGUCUUGGUGUCGAAAAUGGCGAAGUAUUAGACUCCCAAUUAUCAGCUUCGUCAGAAUGGGACGCAAACCACGGGGUAGUGAACGGCAGAUUGAACUUCAAGGCUCAGGGACGCCGGCAAGGCGCUUGGUCAUCAAGGUAUAAUAAUGGCCAACAAUGGAUUCAGGUGAACUUCGGUCUUCAGGCCACUGUGACUGAGAUUCUUACCCAAGGGCGCAGCAAUGCAAACCAGUGGGUGAAGAGCUAUUCAGUGUCUUACAGCAAGGACGGCCUGAAUUUCUUCACAUAUCGCGUAAAUGGUCUUGUGAAGGUUUUCGGGGGAAAUAAUAAUAGAAACACAAUUGUUCGCCAAAGCGUCUCUCCUGUUAUUGUUGCUCAAUACAUCCGCAUCCAUCCGAAGACUUGGUAUAGGCACAUAUCAAUGAGGGUUGGUUUUGCCGGCUGUUUAAAAGAGUGGCCAUGUGAGACAAGACCCUGCCGUAACGGUGGUACAUGUUUGGAUUACCGUGGGGGUUACCUGUGCUCUUGUGCUAAAGGAUGGGCAGGCAAGAACUGUGAAGAUAACGUUGGUGAUUGUACACCAAAAAAAUAAACGGAAACUGUCUUAUUUCCAGGAAGUGAAAAUAGUUAACACAACGAGAUAUAUGCACACAAUAAUUAUGCACAAUACAAAUACAUGUAGUCUUGGAACAUUCUUAGGUAUCUACACUUGUAGAAACUGAUUCAAUAAAGUCAUGAUUUUGAAACGUUAUAUCUGGCAACAACUUAAUAUUUGUCAGG
Dendronephthya gigantea is the source of this 4766-nucleotide messenger RNA. RefSeq names its product IgGFc-binding protein-like. The record is from RefSeq and is a predicted model, not a curated record. Bases 103 to 4578 code for a protein of 1491 amino acids. Gene Ontology annotation, cellular component: extracellular matrix. Gene Ontology annotation, molecular function: calcium ion binding. NCBI's taxonomy places the organism in Eukaryota, Metazoa, Cnidaria, Anthozoa, Malacalcyonacea, Nephtheidae. The transcript has 20 exons.